AUGGCAAAGACAUCGCUAGACUCGCCGCCGCCGGGGGAUUCGCUCUCUGCGGACCCUCACGACACGGACCCUGCUCUCCUCCGGCAGCACUCGCACUUGAAGUCUUACAAGACGAGCCGGUUUGAGUAUCCCGAGAUCCGCGUCUUCUAUCGCCAGCAUGUCAAGGCCGACCAGCUGCCCAAGAAACCGGCGCCGCUGCCCUUGUUGGUGUGCAUUCCAGGGCUGGGAGGCUCUGUCGCGCAGUUCUACCCGCUACUGAGAAGCUUGAUUGAUCUGGCGCCGUGUCUGGCCAUCGACUGGCCUGGUGGUGGGAGAUCCAAGUUUGCGCCUACGCAAUGGGAGGCGUACACUUCGGAGGCGCUGAUGGAACUGUUGGAGGUUGUCAUUGAGGACCAUCGCGACAAGGAACAUGAUCAGGGCGUAGUGUUGAUCGCGCACAGCAUGGGAACUGCGCUAUCGGCUGGCUUGGCGAACAAGAAGCUCCCGCACAAGACGCCUCUUGCCAAGCACAUUGUCGGCCUGGUAGCGAUUUGUCCCGUAUCUGGACCGAUGGAGGAAGCAAAAGCGACGAUGAUCAAGAGGCUUUUCUGGAUCCCCGGCUGGAUCUUUGCCCUGUGGCGUGCGUGGGAUGCCAGGGGAGGACUCAACAGCACCAGCGUCUCGCGCUUUGUGGGAGAGGGCGCGCCUACCGAGCUGAGGCUCAUGCAGUAUCGAUACAACCAACAGAGCCGAACACCGGUAUGGAGACGAAUGGCCUACGGCGCAUUACCAGCUCAGUACCAAGAUGGGAAGCCUGUCGGUGGCAUUCCUGGACUUGAUGCGUGGGCAGGCUUGGAUAUCCCCGUCUUUCUCAUCGGCGGCGAAAAUGAUAAUGUCACGUCGCCCAAGGAGAUUGACAGGAUUGUAGGCGCAUUUCACGCGAUGGAUGAUGCUGUGGUGUCGGAUGGGACUGAGCAAGCAGCGGAUGCUUCAGGUCCAGAUUCGCCCGAGUCUCUGAACGGUUCAACACAGCUCGAUGCUACUUCCAACGGCAACCGCUUGAUUGCAGAAGACGCUGACGACACCGACUAUGGCGAGAGCGAUGUCAAUAGCCCCUCAACACCCGUCGAAUAUCCGCCAGACUUGCCGCCUCAGUCGCAGCACCCCAUGAGAGCCGUGCGGUCCAUCGUCCUCACUGGGUCGGCAAACCACACGCUCCUCUACUCCCCGCGUACUGUCCGAGCCCUCGCCGGCCUUGUGUCGGACUUCCUCGCUGAACACAUCACCCAGCGCCUUUCCCUCGCCUGGCAGCUCCAGCACCUCUCGCGUGAGGGCAAGUGGGACGUCAAGAACCUCAUCAAGUGGCAGGGUGUAAAGCCCGUCUCCGAACCCAUCGGGCCCAGCGGAAAGCCCGUCUUCCGUGUUAUCAAGACGCUCCGCGAAGUAGACGACGUGCACUGCCCUACGGCCCUUGCCGACAACUGGGGCCACGUUAUCAAGGAUGUCAUUGACAUCUCCAAAGACCAGCCCGUUUACGACCCGCGCGGCCUUGAGCGUCGCGGAAUCCAUUACCACAAGUUCCCCACAGUGUCGAAAAUCCCACCCGAUGGAGACACCGUCGACCUCUUCAUCAAGCUGGUCGAUUCAGUCCGCGAGGCGCAGCGCGAACGUGCCGUAGCGGAGGGGUGGGCCGAUCCAGAGCAGUGCGUCGUGGGCGUCCAUUGCCAUUACGGGUACAACAGGUCCGGGUACUUUGUCGUGUGCUAUUUGGUCGAGAGGUGCGGGUUUGCGCUGGCGGAUGCGAUUGAGGCGUUUAAGACGGCGAGACCGAAUGGGAUUCGGCAUUCGCACUUUUUGGAUAAGUUGUAUAUGCGGUAUAAUCUCGAGGAGAGGGCCGUUGAGAGUUGAGCCUUUUCCUUGUCCUUUUUUUUUUGUUUUGUUUUCGGGGUUGGAUUUUUUUUUUCUUUUUGGGAUGCUUGAGAGAAGAUUUUGCAUGGGCUAUGAUGGGAUGGAAUAGAUGGAAUAGGUUAUAUGAUUAACAAACGGGAUAACGGU
Molecule: messenger RNA, 2034 nt
Organism: Trichoderma virens Gv29-8
Lineage: Eukaryota; Fungi; Ascomycota; Sordariomycetes; Hypocreales; Hypocreaceae
Exons: 1
Coding region: 1-1887 (628 amino acids)
Biological process (GO): 7-methylguanosine mRNA capping; protein dephosphorylation
Molecular function (GO): protein tyrosine/serine/threonine phosphatase activity; mRNA guanylyltransferase activity
Source: RefSeq, a predicted model, not a curated record